CUCGUAAAAAAAACUUUUAGUUAGCGCGAAUGUUUGGAUCCCGGUGCGUAUGAUUUUGUUGCCCCUCCUUUUGCCCCACCAUAGCCCCUAGAGGAACAAAUACAAAUACAAACAAUCCCACGAAGCCGAAGUCGAAACCUUACAACCACCACCCACAACAACAAACCCAUUCCUUUUCGCCGCAGCAGCAGAGCAGCUAGCAUAGCAGGAAUGGCCUCCUCCGCCUCCGUAGAAGAGUUCCUGGCCCUCCCGGGCUCUCCUGCAUUCUCCCCGUUCCGAUUGUCCGAGCUGAAGGACAGUCUGAAUGCGACACUGCAAGCGGAAGCGGGAGGUGCGCACACGAAGGUGACGGAGGUGUCCUCGAUCCACGUGCACUACGUCGCACCAAAGACCGCCGAGGCGCGCGCAACACUGUCGAAUCCCGCCGCUCCGGAGAGGAAGAUCCUCAGCAAGAUGCUCGGGUACGGCAUCAAGUCGGCGGCGGCUGCCAACACAGACGAGGCCCUGGCGAAGGCACUGGAGGGAUUGACGGUCGAGGGCGAUGGCAGCAGGAGGUUGUUUCUGUAUGUCGUGCCGGUAAAGGGUACCAUCAGCCCGUGGUCAUCGAAGGCUACGUCGAUAGCGGCUGUGUGCGGCCUCGGCGGCAUCGUGCAGAGGAUUGAGCGCGGCGUGAUGAUCUCGAUCACUUUCGAGGGGGAGUAUGAGAACCGCAGUGGGCCGUUCCCAUUUGCGGAUGUGUUGCACGACCGCAUGACGCAGACGCUCAGUGUGAACCCGCCAACAUUCGAGGGUCUGUUCGGCACGCACACGCCGGAUCCCGUCGGAAUUGUCGACCUGCACUCGUCGACUGCGACUCCGCGCGAGUCGCUGGAGAAGGCGAACAAGACGCUGGGGCUGGCGCUCGACGAGUCCGAGAUCGACUACCUGCUCGAGGCGUUCUCGAAGAGCGGCGCGUGUCCGCGCAAUCCGUACGAUGUGGAGCUGUUCAUGUUUGCGCAGGUCAACUCGGAGCAUUGUCGCCACAAGCAGUUCAACGCCUCGUGGACGAUCGACGGCCAGGAGAAGCCCCACUCCCUGUUCGGCAUGAUCAGGAAUACCCACAAGAUCAGCCCCGACUACACCGUCUCCGCCUACUCGGACAAUGCGGCCGUCCUGGAGGGAAACGAGGGUGCGUUCUGGGCGCCGAAUCCCACAACGAACGUCUGGGAGGCGACAAAGGAGGAGGUGUAUAUCGUUGCCAAGGUCGAAACCCACAACCACCCCACAGCAGUGUCUCCCUUCCCCGGAGCCGCCACUGGUUCCGGCGGUGAGAUCAGAGACGAGGGAGCCGUUGGACGUGGUUCGAAGCCCAAGGCUGGUCUGUCGGGGUUCAACGUCUCCGAUAUGUUGAUCCCUGGCCACGUCCAGCCCUGGGAGCUGAAUGUUGGAAAGCCCAACCACAUUGCGAGCCCGAUCGACAUCAUGCUCGAGGCGCCUAUCGGAUCGGCCGCAUUCAACAACGAGUUUGGUCGUCCGUGCACCCUGGGAUACUUCCGCACCCUGACCACCACCGUUCCCGUCGACGGAAAGGACGAGAUCCGUGGUUACCACAAGCCCAUCAUGCUUGCCGGUGGUCUCGGAACGGUCCGACCCAUCCACGCCAUGAAGCUCGCUGGAUUGAUCGAGCCUGGCGCGUACCUCGUCGUCCUGGGCGGACCGGCGAUGUUGAUUGGCCUCGGAGGAGGAGCUGCCAGUUCCAUUGCUUCCGGCGAGGGAUCGGUCGACUUGGAUUUCGCGUCCGUUCAGCGUGGAAACCCAGAGCAGCAGAGGCGGGCACAGAUGGUGAUCGAUGCUUGCGUUGCUCUCGGAGAGAACAGCCCCAUCCGCUCCAUCCACGACGUCGGUGCCGGCGGUCUGUCCAACGCUCUCCCUGAGAUCGUGCACGAUGCUGGCCUCGGUGCGACAUUCGAGCUCCGCGAGAUCGAUAGUGCCGAUAGAGGCUUGAGCCCCCUGCAGAUUUGGUGCUGCGAGGCCCAGGAGCGAUACGUCAUGGCCGUUGCCGAGGAGGGACUCAAGACUUUCGAGGCUAUUGCGCAGAGAGAACGUUGUGGUUUCUCGGUGGUCGGGAGAGCCGAGGGCGGAAAGGAGGAGGACCAAAGGCUCGUCUUGACCGACAGGGACUCCAAGGAGAAUCCUAAGGUUAUUGACCUGCCUAUGAGUACUCUCUUCGGAAAGCCUCCCAAGAUGAAGCGUGUUGUCGAGAGCCGAAAGCUCCAGCUGCCGGAGUUCGACAACUCUCUCAAGUCCUACGCCCCCGAGCUUUCGGAAGACAAGUUGGUGUCCGAGGCCGUGGACCGCGUGAUGCACUUGCCGUCGGUUGGCUCCAAGAACUUCCUGAUCACCAUCGGAGAUAGAACUGUCACUGGCCUUAUCACCAGAGACCAGAUGGUUGGACCAUGGCAGGUUCCUGUUUCGGAUGUCGCUGUCACUGCGACCGCCCUCGUGGAGGGAAUUCGUACUGGUGAGGCGAUGGCCAUGGGCGAGAAGCCUACUCUGGCUUUGAUCUCUCCUGCGGCUUCGGCCCGCAUGGCGGUUGCAGAGUCCUUGAUGAACUUGAUCGCCUCCGACGUCCAGGAUGGAAUCUCCCGUGUCCGUCUCUCUGCUAACUGGAUGGCCGCCGGUAAUCACCCCGGUGAGGGUGCUGCCCUGUACGAGGCUGUCGAGGCCAUCGGUAUGGACCUUUGCCCCAAGCUUGGUAUUAGUAUUCCGGUCGGAAAGGACUCCAUGAGCAUGAAGAUGAAGUGGAACCAGGAUGGAGCGUCGAAGGAGGUUACCGCGCCCAUCUCCCUGGUCAUCACUGCUUUUGCGGCUGUUGAGAAUAUCACCAGGACAUGGACACCGCAGCUCAAGAGGAUCGCCGGAAGCAAGCUUAUCUUCGUUGAUCUGGCCAAGAGGAGUAUGGCUAUGGGAGGCAGUGCCGUCGCUCAAGUUUUCAAGCAGGUCGGCAAUGCUUCUCCUGAUGUCCGGGACGUCGAGGAGUUCAAGGCUUUCUUCGACGCUUGCAGGCAGGCGCGCAAGAGUGGACUGGUCGAGGCUUACCACGAUCGGUCAGACGGUGGUCUCUUCACUACGAUCGUCGAAAUGGCGUUUGCUGGUCGUGUCGGUGUUGAUGUCGACUUGAGCAAGUAUGCCAAGAGUGCCAGCACCGAGGACAUCAUCCCCGCGCUGUUCAACGAAGAGCUCGGAGCGGUGUUCCAGGUCAAGGAGGAGAUGCUUGCGGCUUUCUACAGCACCUUCACAGCUUGCGGUGUGGCUAAGGAUAGCAUCAUCACCAUUGGAGCCGUCAAGCCCGUCGCUGCCGGUCAGGAGAUCACAUUCACCCACGGAUCUACGCCAGUUUUCGCUGCGCCCCGAGGAACCCUUCAGCAGGCAUGGGCGGCAACUUCGUAUGCCAUGCAGCGUAUCCGCGACAAUCCCGCUUGUGCGGACUCCGAGUACGCCGCCAUCCUCGACGACGCCGACCCUGGUCUCAGCUACAACCUUACCUACACCCCGAGCACUGUUCUCCCCGCUCCUAGCGCGCAGCGCCCCCGCGUUGCCAUCCUCCGUGAGCAGGGUGUCAACUCCCACGCUGAGAUGGCUUUCGCCUUCCACCUUGCCGGCUUCGAGCCCGUCGAUGUGCACAUGACGGAUCUGAUCAGCAAGCGCGUCUCACUCGCGGACUUCAAGGGCCUCGCCGCAUGCGGUGGGUUCUCGUACGGUGAUGUUCUCGGUGCUGGAGCGGGAUGGGCGCACUCUGUCCUCCUCCACGCCGACACCCGCCGCGACUUCGAGGCAUUCUUCAACCGCGCGGACACCUUCGCUCUCGGCGUCUGCAACGGCUGCCAGUUCUUCUCCCGCCUGAAAGAUCUCAUCCCAGGCGCCGAGGACUGGCCCACCUUCGAGCGCAACGAGAGCGAGCAGUACGAAGCCCGCAUGUGCAUGGUUGAGCUCAGCUCGCCCGCCUCUGCCCCCUCCGUCUUCAUCGACAAGGUCGCCGGCUCGUCGCUGCCCAUCGCCGUUGCCCACGGAGAGGGUCGCGCCGUCUUUGAUUCCCCGGCGGAUCUGGAAAGCCUCGAGAAGCGCGGCGGUGUCGUCGUCCGCUACGUCGACAACGCCCUCAAGCAGACCGAGAGGUACCCUUUCAAUCCCAACGGAUCGCCGAACGGAAUCGCCGGUAUCCAAAACAAGGACGGACGUGUUCUGGCCAUGAUGCCCCACCCCGAGAGAACGACGUUGGCGGGAACGGGAAGCUGGAUUCCGGCUGGUCUGGAUAAGGAGCGCGUUGGCGCUUGGGUCGCCCUCUUCAAGGGCGCCAGGAACUGGGUCGGAUAAAUAACGGAUUUGUACGGAAUGGAGGUUCGGUUCGGCGUUGGUGUUUUCUUGUGUUCCUUUCUUUUUCGUAUAAUUGUGCAGACAGAGCGUGGUUUAGAGAUCCCCCCAGAGGAAACAAAAUGGAGACAUACUGGAGCUAUGGUUUCGGUAUCUAC
Molecule: messenger RNA, 4508 nt
Organism: Tricharina praecox
Lineage: Eukaryota; Fungi; Ascomycota; Pezizomycetes; Pezizales; Pyronemataceae
Product: CobB/CobQ-like glutamine amidotransferase domain-containing protein
Exons: 2
Coding region: 211-4353 (1380 amino acids)
Biological process (GO): 'de novo' IMP biosynthetic process
Molecular function (GO): phosphoribosylformylglycinamidine synthase activity
Source: RefSeq, a predicted model, not a curated record